AUGGCGGAGAAAGCGGAGGGGAAUGAGUCGGAAAGCGAAGGAAAGGAGAGGCAGGGGGAGAGAUAUAGAGCGACACAAGCCGACGAGCGUUGGAGGACGAUCAACUUACUUACCCAGUCUAAGACGUGGGUCUUGAAUGUUGUGAGUGUAACAAGUGUUACCGGACUUAUAGUAGGGUCGGCUGCUUGUUUUCUUCUUUCCUCCUUUGAGACUGAAGGAGAGUGGAUCUGGUCACGGCGUGAGAGGGAAGACAUUCCCUUUGAAAGAGCCGGUCAGAUGGUGAAGACGAAGCCGCAGAAUAACUCCAUCCGUCAUGCUGGAUGGACCUGCGGGUCAAUACUUGGGUAA
This is a messenger RNA of Aspergillus niger, 348 nucleotides long. RefSeq lists its product as hypothetical. Lineage: Eukaryota; Fungi; Ascomycota; Eurotiomycetes; Eurotiales; Aspergillaceae. The transcript is spliced from 3 exons. The coding region runs from base 1 to 348 and encodes 115 amino acids. The record is from RefSeq and is a predicted model, not a curated record.